AUGUCGCUUUCGAGUGUGAUCCUAUUCGUGGAGUUCGAAGACGCUAACCAGCUGCAACCAAAGGCCGCUGUGGCGCACUCAUCGUCCGCGUUGAGGGUGCGUUUCGUGGUGGCGCAGACACGGCGGUCUCCGGGAUGGUGUAAAAUGGUGGCAAGUGCCAUUCUCUCCAAUGUGUCAGUGGCCACUGUUGGUUAUGGGAAAAAGUAUUCACACAUGCGACGUCUGUUUUGGGUCAUGGAGUACAUUGAAGAAGAGGGACUUCAGGACAGGGAUAUUAUCGUGUCGUACGAUGGUUCAGACACGCUUCUCACUGGCGCCCUCACAGUGCAGCGGGCUCUGAAGAAGUUCAUUGCCACGACAGCGCCUACUGUCGAUGCUUUUGAUGCGGAAGCUGUGCGACGCGGUGAUGCGACAGCUCCGCUGUUGUUCACAGCAGAGGGAAAUUGCUAUCACCCGCAACUGUCCGAAAAUGUUAAAUGGGGAGUCUCCAAGGGCAGAUGCAUCUCCUUGUACAAGCGAGCUGAAAUGAAUGCACUGGGUCAGAAGGGUGCCGAAGCUGGGGGAAGGCGGAAAAGAUUACAUUUUCUCAAUGCUGGCGGCUAUGUGGCUCGUGUAUGGGCCCUGAAGCGAGCGUUCACCGCAUAUCGUAGUCUGAUGGGUCUUAAGCGGUGGUGGUGUGACCAGAGCGCUUGGGGGAUGUUGUAUUUGUGGAGCAUCACACAGAACUCGUCUUCGGCAAAUGAGGCACGUAUUCCGUAUGGUAUUGUAAGUCUAGAUUUUCAGAAUACAUUCUUUUUGUCUGUGCAUGGUAUGCGCCUUGGAAAGGACAUAAUGUUGUGGAGCUCCACUUCUGUUGCGGAAAUUGUGGAAGGUGGCAGGUUGCCAUUUCCUCUUUUCUUUAACAUUGACGGCAUACCCGAUGCCACUCCUGCCAUCCUGCACAUGAAUGGUGUGGGGCGGAAGGAUCGGGUUGUUUUGGAGGAGAAUCUGCGGGGCCACACCUCCUGGUUUGUGGAGGCAAAUCGCACACCUGAGGCGCUACAUGCUGCCAAGGAUCUGCUGCAAAAUGGCGCUCUUCUCGAUCUGCAUGGAGUCAGCGGUGAGACCAAACGUAUCCCUUUUGGAGACGUGUGUCGUGGUAUUGAUCUUAUUUAG
Molecule: messenger RNA, 1155 nt
Organism: Trypanosoma grayi
Lineage: Eukaryota; Euglenozoa; Kinetoplastea; Trypanosomatida; Trypanosomatidae
Product: expression site-associated gene (ESAG-like) protein
Exons: 1
Coding region: 1-1155 (384 amino acids)
Source: RefSeq, a predicted model, not a curated record